UUGUUCAUACUAGCUACUAGGCCUACUACUAAUCAGAUUUAAAAUUGGAAAAAGAAGAAUUCGACUUUGAAUCUCUUACAAGGUAUCUAAACAUGUAGGUAGCUAAUAAGAUUAUACAACCGUUUAUCCUUCCUUUCGUUUUUCGUUUUCGGACAUCGAGUGCAGAAAAAUAAUACCUAUGUACUUAGCACUUACUUAGAAUAAUUAUAAAACAAUUUUUUCAAGUUUUGUGAUGUUGCGUGCGCAUGAAUGCUUAAUAAUUGUAAAUUGUGUGGUGGUAAUUUUCACAAAUAUCGCGAGUGGAGUGAUAUUGACGACUAAGCAAGGAAUUUUAAAAGGUGCUGUCGAAAAAAGCAGAGGAGGUCGAUCGUUUUAUUCUUUUUACAACAUCCCUUAUGCAGAACCACCGAUAGGAAAGCUUCGAUUUCAGAAUCCGAUUCCGGCCAAACCGUGGAAAGGUACAAGAGAUGCAACGAUAUUACCACCAAUAUGUUUGAAUCACGAAUAUAGCAAAUUGCAUGGCCAAGAAGAUUGCCUCUAUUUGAACGUAUACACCUCAAAAAUUACAAAUGGAACAUUAUUACCAGUAAUGCUUUUUAUUUAUGGAGGUCGUUUCAUGUACGGUAAUGCUUUGCCUGAUAGAUAUGGACCCCAUUAUUUCAUGGACAGAGACGUCGUAUUGAUUACUUUUCAUUACAGAUUAGGAAUUCUAGGCUACCUGAGCACCGAAGACGAAGUCAUACCUGGAAAUUACGGAUUUAAAGAUGUGAUUAUGGCUUUAAAAUGGAUACAAAACUACAUCUAUGAUUUUGGCGGCGAUAAUAAUAGAGUAACGUUAUUUGGAGGCAGUUCCGGCGGUGAAAGUGCCACAUUAACUCUAAUUUCACCACUAGCUGAAGGGCUUUUCCACCGUCUCAUCACCCAAAGUGUUCCUUUCACACUAAUUGAGAGACCUGGUAAAGCUAAAUUGAACGCGUGGAAAGUUGGAUCAAUGGUUGGAUGUGACGGAGACGAAGUAAACAAUUCUGAACAACUUUUGAACUGUUUGAGAAAUCUUCCUGCCGAAGACUUGGCAUUGAAAAACGAAAACUUUUACACUCAUGGAGGGCUAUUGCCAAUUGUACCUUGGGGUCCGGUAAUAGAAAAUGAAAAAGUUGCCGGAGCUUUUCUAGUCGACGAACCUAGAAAACUACUAGCACGUAGGUCGAGUAUACCUUGGAUUUCUGGCAUGAAUUCAAACGAUGGUGGAAUGUCUGCGCUGUUCGUAUAUUUUGGUUUUGAAUCUGAUGCGGAAUCUGUCCUUCACGAGCUGGAUACAAAUUACAAAGAAAUUUUUCCAAAAUUAUUCGAGUAUGAGCAUCGAUUUGAGGAUAUCAAACAACUGGAUUUCGCGACAGAAGCGUACAAAAAGUAUUAUUUCGGGGAGAAAAACAUCAGUCAAGACAUUCAUGGAUUUGCUAAGAUGUGCACGUCAAUCUUCCUAAUAGGACUCAGAGAAGCUGUAAAAUUAUACAGCGGUUCGAAAUACAUUUAUUAUUACGAUCACAGAAAUCGGGAAAAUUUCGCUCGCUGGUAUUCAGAUGCUGAUAUCGAAAUGGGAGUCCUUCACGGAGACGAACUAAUCAGCAUGUUUAACUGGUCCUCAGCAGUAACGCCGGUAACCGAAGGAGUAGACUUGGUGGUUUCCGAAAAAAUGCUCGAUUUGUGGACUAACUUUGCAGCAAAUGGAGAUCCAAAUAAUCCUGACGAAAUUAUCUGGAAUCCAGUCGAAUCUUCGGACAUAAACUAUUUGCACAUAAAGGACGGUGCCUUUGAAAUGAAAAAAGAACUAUUGAAGGAAGAAGCUGAAUUUCUUGAAAGUUUUUUCGUUGCUGGCACUGGCAGCUAAUCUAGUCUUUAAAUUUAAAAUGAGGUACAGAGCCUACAAUUCAACAAAAAAUCUUACAAAUUCGUGUUUUUCUCACCUAAAUACGAUAUGAAUUUAGUUUCAUUUUAUAUUUUUUGUGUGUGAUGUGACGUGUGUAUGUUGUUUUUAGUCCAUAAGAAGAAAUUCUGUGAUUUCAUAAUGCGUUGAUGUAAUUUCCUAACGCAUACGUUUGCAUCUUGAUGAA
Molecule: messenger RNA, 2111 nt
Organism: Planococcus citri (citrus mealybug)
Lineage: Eukaryota; Metazoa; Arthropoda; Insecta; Hemiptera; Pseudococcidae
Product: juvenile hormone esterase-like
Exons: 10
Coding region: 233-1888 (551 amino acids)
Source: RefSeq, a predicted model, not a curated record